Messenger RNA from Clupea harengus (Atlantic herring), 3533 nucleotides. RefSeq names its product ubiquitin specific peptidase 49 (gene usp49). Gene Ontology annotation, biological process: protein deubiquitination. The record is from RefSeq and is a predicted model, not a curated record. NCBI's taxonomy places the organism in Eukaryota, Metazoa, Chordata, Actinopteri, Clupeiformes, Clupeidae. Gene Ontology annotation, molecular function: cysteine-type deubiquitinase activity; zinc ion binding.
AGUUUGGUUGACUCGAGAUCUGUGACAGGUCGCGCGUGCAGAUGAUGGCGGUAAAUAAAAGCCGUAUACAAAAUAAAGCCAUGAAAACCUCUAUUGUAGGACAGUAACGCCACCGUGUAAGAAGGGAUAGAGAAAUCCCCGGAAUUGGGCAACGCGCUGUUAUCAACACCACCUAGAAGUUGUUCAGAGAGAUUUUGCUGAAGAGCGAGGGUCUAGCAGAGUGGUCUUUGUUCUGUGUUCUGAUGUGUGUCUGUGGUUUGGAGACAGUUCUCUGAAGGCCCCAGUAAAACUUCUCUCUCAUUGUAAUGGUGACAGUGCUUUUACCAUCACCAGAGGACUAACUGUGGUCUUUUUCACUGAUGUGCUGUCUCUGGGCGUGGCAGCCAGCGUAUCCCUGACUGCGUGAGCACAUGGUGUUUCCGUGGUUGCGAUGGACCGCUGCAAGCACGUGGGCCGCCUGCGCCUGGGACAGGACCACUCAACGCUAAAUCCACAGAAAUGGCUCUGCGCGGACUGUGGCACCAGCGAGUCGGUGUGGGCGUGCCUGAAAUGCGCGCACGUGGCCUGCGGGCGCGACCUGCACGACCACGCUCUCCACCACUUCCAGGGCUCGUGCCACCCGCUGGCCAUGGAGGUCCGGGAGCUGGAUGUCUUCUGCUUCGCCUGCGGGGACUACGUGCUCAACGACAAUGCCGAGGGUGACCUGAAGCUGCUGCGCGGGGCGCUGUCCACCAUCCGCAGCCCAAACAGGCGCUCGCUGCGGUCCUCUGCGGCAGCGGCGGGGGUAGAGGGAGGCGCAUGGAUGGAGGCGGAGGGGAUGCUGCGGCCGCCCUCACAGGUGGCCCUGUGGUACCGCAGGAAGGUGCUGCUAGGGAGGAUGCUGGGGCAGUGGAGACGGCAGUGGCAGGAGGAGGAACAGAAGCGCAACCACAAGCUGGAGCAGGAGCGGCAGGAGCAGCGGGAACGGCGCGAGGUGAAGCGGAGGCUCAUUGGAGAGCUGGUCAUCAGCGUUGGGCCGCCCAGAAAGAGCGCGCGGCUGCUCACGCAGGCGCCGCGGCCCAUCCUCGCCCUCGUGCCAAUCAAGUUCCGGGACCCGCCUGAGCGCCUGCCGCAGGCCUCACCACCCGCUGCCGCGCAGCGACCCUCAGCACUGUCACUCAGGAACGGCAACACCCAGUCACCCAAACCGCGGCGGUACCACGCCUCCCUGGCCACACGGCGCCGGAGGCUGGCGCCCGGGGUGACGGGCUUGCGCAACCUAGGCAACACUUGCUACAUGAACUCGAUCCUGCAGGUGCUGAGCCACCUGCAGAAGUUCCGCGAGUGCUUCCUCACGCUGGACCUUUGCGAGACGGAGGAGCUGCUGGCCAAAACCAAAACCUCGCAGGGUGUCAGGGGUGUCAUUGUGGGCAGUGCGGGAGCGCUGGGGUGCCCCCUGGGCCAGGGUGGGGGAGGAGGCGCAGGCACAGGCGGAGGAGGGGCAGGAGGUGGGACAGGAGGGGUGCAGGGCGAGGCCAGGAGUCCGGCUGCGGGCAGCAACAAGGAGUCUCGCUCGUCCUCGCGCCAGCGCAUGUCGCUGUGCCACGAGCUGCACACACUGUUCAGGGUCAUGUGGUCCGGCCGCUGUUCGCUGGUGUCGCCCUUUGCCAUGCUGCACUCGGUGUGGAACCUGAUCCCGGCGUUCCGCGGCUACGACCAGCAGGACGCACAGGAGUUCCUAUGCGAGCUGCUGGACAAGGUGCAGCAGGAGCUGGAGUCCAACGGCAGCAAGCGCCGCAUCCUUAUGCCCAUCACCCAGCGGAAGCUCUCCAAGCAGGUGCUUAAGGUGCUCAACACCAUCUUCCACGGCCAGCUGCUCAGCCAGGUGACGUGUCUUUCCUGCAAGCACAAGUCCAACACGGUAGAGCCUUUCUGGGACCUGUCCCUGGAGUUCCCAGAGCGCUACCACAGUGGGCAGAAGACUUCUGGCUCUUUGGGCCUCAAGAGCUGCUCCCUCGUAGAGAUGCUGGCCAAGUUCACGGAGACCGAGGCGCUGGAGGGACGCAUCUACGCCUGCAACCAUUGCAACAAGAAGAGACGGAAGACAUCUCACAAGCCACUGAUUCUCACAGAGGCCUGCAAGCAGCUUUUGAUCUACCGCUUGCCUCAGGUGCUACGGUUACACCUCAAACGCUUCCGGUGGUCGGGAAGAAACCACCGGGAGAAAAUCGGGGUGCACGUGGCGUUUGACCAGGUCCUGAAAAUCCAGCCCUACUGCUGCAGAGACUCUGCCACGGGCCUCCACCGAGAGGGCUUCACCUAUGACCUUUCUGCCGUCGUGAUGCAUCAUGGGAAAGGCUUUGGCUCAGGACACUAUACAGCGUAUUGCUACAACUCUGAGGGUGGUUUCUGGGUUCACUGUAAUGACUCGGUGAUGAAUGUGUGCACUGUGGAGGAGGUGUGCAAUACUCAGGCCUACAUCCUGUUCUACACCCAGCGCUCAGCAUGAGGAGGUGUGGCUUUGUCAACCACCCACCCCGUUUUCAACAACCACCAGCCAAUCCUGCCCCUACCAGAGCAGAGAGACAGCCAGCCAGAGAUGGAUCGGGACCUGCUGCCUGUAUAUGUAGACACACACACACACACACACACACACACACACACACACACACACACACACACACUCUUAUCCAGGGCAUUUUAAACCUAGGACCAAGCUCUGCGUUCUGAGCAGGUUUGAGCGUGGGGUGAGCAGGAGUGCUGCUGAGGGGUAUGCCCCCCCAGACGAACGUUGAUGCCGAAUCUGCUGUAGAGCAGAGGGAGAAGCUGAUUUUCUUGGAGAUGUUGCACAAGACGUGAGGUUGUUGGCGGGCCCUGGGCUCCGAUCACAUCUCUUCACGUUGUCCGAAGGAGAGAGAGGGCAUUUACCGACUUAAUCGAUCGAUCGAUUGGUUGGUUUGAUUGAUUGAUUGAUUGAUUGUUCAGAGUUUAGGGGGAAGUGAUUGAGGGGACUGGCCUGUCUCCUUUCAGAGCGAGAGCAGAGCAAUAUAAAACUGACGUCACAACAGGAAAUCAACGAGCAAAAAUCAGGAAAAAAAUCUAGACUUUGUAAUACAAUUUUUCUUCUUUUUUUUCUUUCUUUUUUUUUUUUUACUACUCUGCUGUUUCUAUUUGGGUUGUGGCUGUUCUUGUUAAAACCUCUUUGUCGCCAGGUAAUCAGGAAAUAUCACUGCUGUCCUAUCAAUCAUGAAUGGGAAGAUUUUUGAGAGAGAGAGAAAGAAAAUAAUGGUUCUAAUGAACCGGUAAUGGAACAAUCUGAUGACGAUGAAUGUCUUGCUCUUUUGUUUUGUUUUUAUUUUUUGUAUGGGGUUGGUUGGGGUUGUAGUUUUUUUGACUCCAUCGUGAGGGUGGAGUAGUAGAGCAGUGGUCAGCUGCAGCUGUGGUCAGGUCUGACCCUUUUAGUCCUGUGUUGUGAAAGCACCUGUGAUUACUGUACCGAUCAAACAACACAUACCAGAUGACGGUGAUGGUGAUGAUUAAAAGACUCAAAUACC